GGCACGGGCAUGGCGGAGGCGGCCGGCGCCCAGUCGCCCUUCGGCCGCCCCGCGCCGCCGCCGCAGACGGGCUGGGAGCGGCUCCGCGAGCUCUGGCAGCGCGACGAGCGGCGGCAGCUGCCGGAAGAAACGGUGAAUAUUGUCAAAUCGGCAUUCUCGGGGGGCGUCCUCGGCUGGGUGUACGGCGGGCUGCCCGCCUUCCGGCACGCCAGGAAGGAGUUCAUCGCGCGGAGCCACGGGGAGCUCUUCCACAACCGCGCCGACGCCGUGCAAUCAGCUCACCGUGCUGGUCUCAGGAGCUUCAUCCGCUAUGGCUGGCGCUGGAGUUGGAGAGUAGCUGCUUUUGUGGCAAUAUUUAACACAGUGAGCACUGGUCUGUCUGUGUACCGCAAUAAAACCACCGUCAGUAAUUUUGCUGCAGCAGGAGCCUUCACAGGAGCCCUCUUCAGAAUGCACUUGGGCCUACAUGGGCUGGCGGGCGGCAGCGUGUUUGGAAUAGUGUUUGGAAUCCCUGCAGGGGGCCUCUUAAUAAUAAUGCAAAAACUUGCUGGUGAGACAUUGCAGGAGAAGAGAAAUCGUGAGCGGAGGGAGCUGUAUGAACAGAAGUUAGCAGAAUGGGAAUCGAGGCUUGAUGUAACUGAAGUCUUGGCCAAACAGAAAGCAACGCUCAGGGAGGACCAGAGAGAAGGAGAUAGCAAGAGAAUCCAGGAGCUGCUAAAUCUUCCCCAGAUCUGUUGCAAGCAACUAUGAAGUGUUUUGAUUCUGCCCAUUAAAAACUCUUCGGUUAAGGGGGGAAGGAAGUAUUCUGUGAACUGAGGUAUAUGCUUACAUUUCUGAAGAAACAAUUUGAUGAAAACAUUAAAACAUUGUUAAUGGAUGUGUAUCACAGCACAAAAGCUUGUAAGGGGCCAACCUAUUCGACUUCAGAAGGUGGAAAUGCAAGCUCUGCAGAACAGUAAGUGACAGCUAGGUUUGGCUGGGGAGGAGAGUAGCUCCAGAAUCUUUGACAGAACCCAUUUCACUUCUGAAAAUAUCCAGGCCACCUGUAAUGUAGAAAUAGGGGAGGUAACUUACUAAUAGUUUGGCUGCUAAAGAUACCCUGGUUCUAAAAGCUAAUUUCAUUCUGGUGAAGGCUACUCUUUAGAUGGCAGCUGGAGACUGUUGUCCAUGACACAGGCAGCACUAGCAGUAGUCCUUUCUGUCCUCCUGUCAUCCCCCUAUCCACAGUUUGACUUGCCUGUGUGGGGCCAACUCUGAUUGUGGUUUCUGCAGGCUUUUUUUUAAAGAAAAACACACUUGGUUCCUAGGGUAAAUAGGGUAUUUUGCAAUCAGUGUAGAGGAAGGGUGGAGGACCUGGGAAUGAUAUGGAAAUACCCUGAAAAAGACAUGUUUUGUCUUACUUUGUAGAAGGGUGGCUGAGAAGACCACAGCAGGGAUGACUGUUUGUGGUGGUGAUGGUGGAAGGAUUGAUACCAUGGGCAGUUUUAGUAACAAUAAAAAGUCAUCUAAUUUCAUUUGAAGGUGAGACAUUAGGGGAUUAUCUCUGAGGGAAAUGUGGUUCAAGAUGCUCAGUAAAGCUAUUUUGCAGCAGUGAAAUGUCUCCAUAUUAUUCUUAUGCUGUAUUUGCAUUACAGAAAGGUACCUGAGUGAUAUCUCAUGAGAAGAGCUAUACCUGAGAUGUCACCAGUGAGCAGUUAAGUCAGCGGCAGCAUCAGGCUCUCCUUUAUCUAGACAGUAACAUGGACGAGAGCCAGGAGAGUGCCAGCUCCAUUAAUUAUUGGUACCAGUGACUGACUGCUAAGUCAUAGUUGUUAGCCAUGAGCAGGGCUGAAGUUAAUUUCAUAAAGGCCGGUACCUAGAAGGGCCAGGUGGCCCAUCACCAUUUUCUUCAAAUCAGAAGGUCAUAAUUCUGGUCCUUUUUGCUUAUUAGAGGUUUUUAGUCUAUUAAAGAGAAUUGUAUCUGGCAGGGGGUUCUGGUCUCCUUCCCAGAAGUAGAGUAGUUACACUGUUCCUCCAUUACAGUUGAUAGCUGUUGAUUGAAAUACGAGCAGUUGAUUCCACAGAGCAUAUUCCACCUAAAGCAGAUUUUUUGGCACAGCUUGCUUCUGAGAAGAUGCUGCUUCCUAACUUAUAAACUGAACAUUUAUUUACUUAACACCUCAGUAUAGGUCUUUUUUCUAUGGAAGAAAUACGUUUUCUUUUCUUCAACUUUGUUUUUUCUUCCCUAGGAUCCCUAGGAACAACUAAAGGAUCUGAAUAAGCAGAACUAUGGAUAAGUCUCCCACUCUUCCAUAUUUUUACCUUUGCAUGCUUUGGUGGCAGUAGUAAGAUUACUGAGCACUGUAACACAUUGCCCAGAGAGGUUGUGGAGUUUCCAUCCUUGGAGAUACUCAAAAGCCAUCUGGACACAAUCCCAGGCAACAUGCUGUAGGUUACUGUGCUUGAGCAGAGGAGUUGGACUAGAUGGUCUACAGAUAGCUCUUCCAACUUCAACCAUUCUGUAAUUCCCCUGUGCCCCUUCAAAAACUAACAGAACAGUAGGCCUUUCCAAGUCGUGUUCUGAUAACAUUUAGCUAUGUCAUUGCUCCCUCUUCCUCUUUAGUGGCCACUUACUAGGAUGACUAAAGAAUACUGAUUCUCUUGUGUCUGUGACCAUUGAUAUGGUAAUGUUCUUCCCUGGGAGACUAGUCAGAGCUAAGCUAGCAGAUAGGAUUUUCUUUCCUUGUAAGGAAGAAAGGGGUUGCUGAAUGUCCUUUAUGUUGCACAUUCGCAAAUGAAGCAGAGACCUCAUCUGCAUUCAGCUCAAGAUCAUCAGCCAUUUUUUGCUUUAUUUCCUGCUAAGUUAGCUCCCUGCACUUCCUCAUUUCUUGUAAUUGAAGCCACUGUCCAAAAUGGGGUGUGAAGAAUUGGUUCAGAGCUUAUUUUUGAAUCCAAAUGUUCCUUCCAGGAAAAGGCACAAUGAUGAAGCUACCCUGACAGUGGAGGACUGGUAACUAACACAGAUAGGAGGGAUACAGCAAGAAUGUCUUACACUGGAUUUUAUUUUUGCACUGAAAAACACCUUUUAGGGAAGGAGAAAAAUGACCUGGUGCAGGCUCUAUGCUACCAGCAUAGCUAUGUUGUUCAGUUAAUCCUCAAUAGAUCAACAAAAAUGAGUUAUGCUGAAUUUACAGGUCAGGUGCUUGAGUGCUAUUUUUGUCAUUUCUGUUGAGCACACCAACCAGGGCUGGCUCUCGAACUUAGCUCUAGCUAUUGUAGUACAGUUUUGUUAGCCAGUUCCAUCACCUACCUUGCUGUGAUGGUCUACUUUUUUUUAGAGGCUGUGAAAUGGUUGCUGGGGCUCAUGUGAAUAAUUGAGAGGCUCUACUACUUCCCAGCACUUACAGCAGACAUCUUUAAUUACUGAGGAAAGGAUACAAAGUUUGCCAUUUAACUUUCAAUACAAUUAAAGGAGAAACAUCAGGAAAAUUAUUAUAUACAAAAUACUUGCAAUAAGAUGAGAGCAGCUCACCUGGUACAAAGACCCAGGUAUCAAGCUGGAAAGGUCUCAUGGAAACCAUUUGUGUGCAAUUCACUGAAAACAGCAUAAGGUAAUGGAAAACAUAACUCAUACUAUAAGUGCUUAAGAAAAAAACAAAAACAAAAAAUAAAAACCAACCUGCCUACCAAGUAAAUAAAAACAACUUGAUGCUAGC
Molecule: messenger RNA, 3695 nt
Organism: Rhea pennata
Lineage: Eukaryota; Metazoa; Chordata; Aves; Rheiformes; Rheidae
Gene: TIMMDC1
Product: translocase of inner mitochondrial membrane domain containing 1
Cellular component (GO): mitochondrion
Source: RefSeq, a predicted model, not a curated record